CUACGCCUUUAUUCCGCACGCAGCCUCCGCUGAGUGCUGCCGAGGCAUUAUAUCAGGCCACAACAGCAGUGAAAGUAUGUCCUUGAACGCAGGCGGAAAUGUUCUUCUGCCCUCGGGCACAGACUUUACGCCAGACGAUCGUCGAACGUCAUGAAUGAACUGGACGUUGCCUCGGCCUUUAGCCCAUUCUUAAACAUCUGACGUCCCUGCACCGCGACAAUGGUAUCCCUUCGAGCUCUCUUCCUGCUGUGCACGGCAGCCAUCUCGUCUGCCAGCCCUCUAGCUGUCCGCGACGCAGGCACAGACCUUCUCAUAGCAGACCUCUUGCGUCUCGACCAAGCUAUCAAGAACAUCUCUUACGCUGCAGGCAACUACACAGGUGGCACAGCCGCCUACCAGCCGAUACGCGACUCAUUCGCUCAAGUUAACCGCACGAACCGAAUCGCGUACUACGAUGCCAUGACUAUCCAGCCCCAAUCUGUCGCAGACAGCAACCGUAUCAUCGCCGUAGUCGCGAACCCGAUCACCCCUGACGCUACAGCGGCGGUUAAUGCACUCAUUGCGAAGAGGUCGUUGAUAGACUCCGCUGGCCUCGCAGGCGAAACUGCGAGCGGGUUGAACCUGAUCUCAUAUGAUCACGAUACGCUGAGCUUGGAAGCGGUGGGGCCUAAGCUUAAUGUCGCCACGCUUCCGGCUGCGUCUCCGCCUGUGUUGCAGAUCGAUCUGGAUUGGAGGAGAGGUGUCGCUGCAUUCGGAGGUGUCCCACUGGCGCCUCUUACUAUGUAGGCGAUCUAUGGUAAUACAACCUCAUAUAUUUAGUUCGGAAAAGACUCGUCACAGUCAAGCAACA
Molecule: messenger RNA, 850 nt
Organism: Baudoinia panamericana UAMH 10762
Lineage: Eukaryota; Fungi; Ascomycota; Dothideomycetes; Mycosphaerellales; Teratosphaeriaceae
Exons: 4
Coding region: 220-786 (188 amino acids)
Cellular component (GO): extracellular region
Source: RefSeq, a predicted model, not a curated record